AUGGGUAAAGCCGACGAGAAGGGUCCGCUCCAGUAUGAUCUGGACGCGCCCGCUCACACGCUGCCGUUCGAAGAUGUCCUCCAGAAGCUCUCCGUGAACCAAGAGUCCGGUCUGUCCGAGGCUGAGGUGAAGAAUCGACGAGCUCUGUACGGGCAGAACCAGCUCGAUGAAGGGCCCGGUGUCCAGCCUUUCCGCAUCCUAGUCCACCAGGUUGCGAACGCGCUCACGCUCGUCUUGAUCAUGGCCAUGGUUGCUUCUUUCGCUAUCCGUUCAUGGAUUGAAGGUGGUGUGAUAACCUUCGUCAUCCUCUUGAACAUCAUCGUUGGCUUCUUCCAAGAAUUUAGCGCCGAGAAGACUCUGAGCAGCAUUCGUGCGCUGGGUUCACCUACUGCACGCGUUAUCCGCAAUGGGCAGUCAAUUGUGGUGCCGACGGGCGAGCUCGUUCCCGGUGACAUUGUCGAGUUGAUCACUGGUAACACAGUGCCUGCCGAUCUAAGGGUGAUUGAGUCCGUCAACUUGGAGACCGAUGAAGCUCUCUUGACCGGUGAGUCCUUGCCUGUGGCGAAGACGUCUCAUGGCACCUACGACAAGGACAUCGGCGCUGGAGACCGUCUCAACAUUGCUUUCAGCUCCUCCACUGUGACCAAGGGUCGUGCGAAGGGCGUUGUGAUUGCAACGGGCAUGCGCACUGAAAUCGGCAAGAUCGCAGCAGCGCUCAAGAAACAAGGUUCCAAAAUCCGGCCCGUCAAACGCAAGGAGGACGGAUCUGCCGGUUUCCAUCGCUAUGUCCAGGCCUGGGCCCUCACGGGAGGCGACGCUAUCGGCCACUUCCUUGGCAUCAACACUGGCACUCCACUUCAGAAGAAGCUCUCCAAGCUGGCCCUCUUGUUGUUCUUGAUUGCUUGUAUCUGCGCUCUCAUCGUUGAAGCGGCCAACAAUUUCUCCUCGAAGAACGAAGUCGUCAUCUACGGCGUCGCUACUGGCCUCAGCAUGAUCCCCGCCAGCUUGAUCGUCGUGCUUACGAUUACCAUGGCCGUUGGCACCAAGCACAUGAGCAAGAGAAACGUCAUCGUGCGAAAGCUCGACAGUCUCGAAGCUCUUGGCGCUGUGACCAAUAUCUGCUCGGAUAAGACUGGUACUUUGACACAGGGCCGCAUGGUCGCGAAAGCCGCCUGGGUUGCGGGCCGGGGCACCUUCAGCGUCGGUACUACACGGACGCCUUUCGACCCGACCGUUGGCGAGAUUACGUUCCGUGAGGGACCUCCGUGCAACCAGAACUCGACCGAGACAGCCCUGGAAGCUUCGAAACUGCAAUCUGGAGCCGUAUCCAAGCAGUAUGCCACCACUGAGCGCUACAUGAACAUUGCCUCCAUGGCGAACGUCGCCCACGUACAGUUAGUGGACGGCAAGUGGACCGCCCGCGGAGAUCCCACAGAGAUUGCAAUCCAGGUCUUCGCCUCUCGCUUUGGCUGGAAUCGUCACGGCCUUGUAGGUGGCAACGACGACAGCGAGUCCGGUGACUGGCACUGCUUGGCUGAAUAUCCCUUCGACUCGGACUCGAAACGCAUGUCGGUCUUGUACGGUAGGCGCACUGCGGAUCGCGAGAAGUAUGCUCACCGUUGGGUCUUCACUAAGGGUGCUCUUGAGCGACUGCUUCCCCUCUGUGUCGACAUCCAGGACGAGAACGCCCAGGCCCGGCCGAUGACCGACGCGGACAAGAAGAAGAUCAACGAUAGCGUCGACUAUCUCGCCAAUCAAGGGCUUCGAGUGCUCUGCCUGGCAAGCCGCGAAUGGACGGAGCCUGAGAUCGCCGACUACAGCGACGUCAAGCGCGAGGUUGUUGAGCAGAACCUCACCUUCUGCGGCCUCAUCGGUCUCUACGAUCCUCCACGACCUGAAUCCGCCGACGCUGUUGCCGCUUGCAAGCGCGCAAGCAUCGUUGUUCACAUGUUGACUGGCGACCACCCGGGCACUGCCACGGCCAUUGCCAAGCAGGUCGGCAUCAUCCCAGAGCGGUUCGAAAAUCUAGCGGCCGAUGUUUCGCAGUCCCUCGUCAUGACGGCUAUGCAAUUCGACAAGCUCUCUGAUGAUGAAGUCGACAAGCUGCCCGUUCUUCCACGUGUCAUCGCUCGUUGCACUCCCCAGACCAAGGUCCGCAUGAUAGAGGCUCUCCACCGCCGAGGACGCUUUGCGGCUAUGACCGGAGACGGCGUCAAUGAUUCCCCAUCGCUCGUUCGUGCCGACGUCGGUAUCGCCAUGGGUCAGUCAGGCAGCGACGUCGCCAAGGAUGCAUCCGAUAUCAUUCUCACCGACGAUAACUUCGCUUCGAUCUUGAACGCCGUCGAGGAAGGCCGUCGUCUCUUCGACAACAUCAAGCGCUUUAUCCUUCACGUUCUGGCCGAGAACAUCGCCCAGGCCACAACUCUCUUGGUCGGUCUUGCUUUCAAGGAUGCGGCAGGCAACUCCGUCUUCCCCUUGGCUCCGGUCCAAAUUCUUUGGGUCAUCAUGGCCACUAGCGGCAUGCCUGACAUGGGUCUCGGAAUGGAAGUAGCCGUGCCCGACAUCAUGGACAGACCGCCGCAUGACCUAAAGACAGGUGUCUUCAACGUCGAGCUCAUUGUCGACAUGGUCGUGUACGGCGUCUGGAUGUCGAUCCUCUGCCUCGCUUCAUUCGUCCUGAUCGUCUUCGGUUUCGGCGACGGCAACCUCGGAUCGAACUGCAAUAACGCCUAUUCGGAGGACUGCGACCUCGUCUUCCGAGCUCGAGCUACGACAUUCGUCUGCCUAACAUGGUUCGCCCUGUUCUUGGCCUGGGAGAUGGUCAACUUCCGUCGCUCAUUCUUCCGCCAGCACCCUCGCGGCGAGAACUACCGCUGGUACCAUGUCUUCUACCAAUGGUGGGAGGACAGCCGCAACAACCCCUUCUUGUUCUGGGCUAUCAUCGCAGGCUUUGUCACCAUCUUCCCGACCCUGUACAUUCCCGUCAUCAACCACGCUGUGUUCAAGCACCAGGGUAUCAGCUGGGAAUGGGCUGUUGUUGUCGUAGAAGCCAUCCUCUUCUUCGCCGGUUGCGAGGCCUGGAAGUGGUCGAAGCGAAUCUUCUUCCGCAGGCGCGAUGCCAAACGCGGAUAUAGAGGCGAUCUGGAGGCUGAAUAUGAUGCCUCCGGCGACAGGAUGGGUACGCCCAAUUCUUCGUCUGACACUGCGACCGCCGGGAGAGACGAGAUGAAGGAGAUCAGCACCGUCCACGAGGGCAGCGCGACCUCGUCGCGGCAAUGA
Molecule: messenger RNA, 3279 nt
Organism: Trematosphaeria pertusa
Lineage: Eukaryota; Fungi; Ascomycota; Dothideomycetes; Pleosporales; Trematosphaeriaceae
Product: putative sodium P-type ATPase
Exons: 5
Coding region: 1-3279 (1092 amino acids)
Biological process (GO): intracellular calcium ion homeostasis; calcium ion transmembrane transport
Cellular component (GO): plasma membrane
Molecular function (GO): ATP binding; ATP hydrolysis activity; P-type calcium transporter activity
Source: RefSeq, a predicted model, not a curated record